CUGGCGGCCUUCAACGGCAAAGGGUUCGCUAUGUGGAAGGAUAAGCUGUUGACGCACGGCAAUCAUAUCGAUCAGUUGUACAAGCGCAAGCAACUCGAGAAGGCGCUGCCCUCUGUCCACGUUUUGAUGGUUGACUUCCCCCAUGGAAGCCCGGAAAAGCCGCCAUCACUCCCUGGGGAUAGUGACCUCAUCGAUAAGGAGAAGAACAUCAUGGCUUGGAACGUGAUGGACUGGGAAAGGGGUCGCGGAGACCUGCAAAACCUGCUAAAUCAGGUCCUACCCAACUCGUUCCUGUCAACUCUUUCAGACCUAGUGUCGAACCUAGACCCAUGCGAGGUAAUGAAGGACCUCGAGAAGAACUAUGGGCAGGGCGAUGCGGCUGGUCUGCUUGAGUUGACCCGAGCCUGGUCAAGGUUGGCUCGGAGCCAGUGGCGCGAUCUUCGCACCCUCUUCGCCCCAGCUGAAGAAAGCGCGCAAUGA
This is a messenger RNA of Phytophthora sojae, 480 nucleotides long. RefSeq lists its product as hypothetical. The record is from RefSeq and is a predicted model, not a curated record. Lineage: Eukaryota; Oomycota; Peronosporomycetes; Peronosporales; Peronosporaceae. The annotation marks the transcript as partial. The transcript has a single exon.